CAUCGUCGGUGACCUAUGUCGAAGGCUGGAGCAGAAGCCACCGGAGAUCCAGUUCUUCUUGAACGACCUCCCGGGAAAUGACUUCAAUAAUGUCUUCCGGUCUUUGGAAAGAUAUGAGAAGAAGAUGGAGGAGGAGAAGGGGGACCAGCUCGUGCCUCAUUACGUUGUGGGCGUUCCCGGUUCCUUCUACGGGAGGCUUUUCCCGUGUAACACUGUGCACUUCUUCCACUCUAACUUCUCUCUCAUGUGGCUCUCUCAGGUUCCACAAGGUCUCGAGAGUGAGCAGGGUGUUCCGGUGAACAAGGGCAACAUCUAUAUUGCGGAGAACAGUCCACCCCAAGUCGUGAAAGCAUACCAAGAACAACACCGGAGAGACUUCUCCACGUUCCUCAAAUCUCGUUACGUAGAACUAAGCAUCGGAGGGGGAAUGGUAUUAACAUUCCUAGGAAGAAGAAACAAACACCCGGCCAACGACGAGCUAAGCUAUCUUUAUGGAUUACUAGCAGAGGCCCUUAACACAAUGGUCUCACAGGGAAUCAUAUCAGAAGACAAAGUGGACACCUUCAAUUUGCCAAUUUAUGGAGCUUCGAUGCAGGAAGCGAAGUCAGUGAUAGAGGAAGAAGGUUCAUUUGAUGUGGAGAAAGCGGAGAGUUUCGAGUCCAGUUGGGAUCCGUUUGAUGACUCCGACAAUGUACUCAAUGGGAAGAAUGUGGCAAGCACUUUACAGGCAGUGAUGGAGCCCUUGAUUUCACAUCAUUUUGGGGAUGCCACGCCCCAUGCAUUAUUCUCACUGGUUGCCGAUAAUAUUACUGCAAGGCACCUCCUAAAAGACAAAUGCUACUACACCGUGUUAGUCUUUGCCUUGAGGAGGAAAGCUUGAAGGCCUGCAUGCAUUACAAGGAUAAUUCGCUGUCUAGAUAUAAGAACACGAUAUGUUGAUACUUAUUUG
This is a messenger RNA of Musa acuminata subsp. malaccensis (wild Malaysian banana), 949 nucleotides long. NCBI's taxonomy places the organism in Eukaryota, Viridiplantae, Streptophyta, Magnoliopsida, Zingiberales, Musaceae. The record is from RefSeq and is a predicted model, not a curated record.